This is a messenger RNA of Trichoderma harzianum CBS 226.95, 2652 nucleotides long. RefSeq lists its product as hypothetical. Gene Ontology annotation, molecular function: calcium ion binding. The transcript is spliced from 2 exons. Lineage: Eukaryota; Fungi; Ascomycota; Sordariomycetes; Hypocreales; Hypocreaceae. The record is from RefSeq and is a predicted model, not a curated record. Bases 1 to 2652 code for a protein of 883 amino acids. Gene Ontology annotation, cellular component: membrane.
AUGGCUUCACUCCUCGCGGCUCUUUCAGCCUUGGGCUUGAUAGAGGCCGUGUGGGCUGAGCCUACAGUCUCGUUUCCAUUCAACGCACAACUGCCUCCAGUCGCCAGGCCAAAUGAGCUCUUCUCAUAUUCAUUAUCUCCAAACACAUUUCGAUCCAACUCCAACAUGACAUACUCUCUAGGAGAUCAUCCCAAGUGGUUAUCAAUCGAGAGCGAGAAUCUACGUCUUUACGGGACGCCAAAGGACGAGGAUGUCCCUCCAGGCGAGGUUGUAGGCCAACAGUUUGAUCUCAUUGCGACGGACAAGACUGGCUCGGCUUUCAUGAACGCUACUCUUGUCAUCUCACGCAACCCACCGCCGUCUAUACAGGUCCCAAUCUCACAGCAGAUGAAUAAUUUCGGGCAAUUCUCAGCUCCAUCUUCCAUAUUAUCCUACCCAUCGACCGAAUUCCACUAUACCUUUGAUCCGAAUACAUUUGGCGCAGGGAAGAACCUCAACUACUACGCAUCAACCAACGAUAACACUCCUUUGCCGGCAUGGAUCAGGUUUGACGACAAAACGAUGACCUUUUCUGGCAGGACUCCAGACUUUGAGUCGUUGGUCCAGCCUCCACAGACAUUCGACUUUAAUCUUGUUGCGUCUGACAUUGUCGGCUUCUCGGGAACGUGUCUUUCUUUCGCCAUAGUAGUUGGAAGCCACAAGCUCUCUGCGGAUCACUCAGUCGUUCUUCUAAAUGUUACAAGGGGGUCCAAGGCGAGCUACAAUGGUUUAGCAAAGGGUAUUCAGUUGGACAGCGAGGCCAUUCGGACAGGUUCUCUCAACGUAUCAGUCGAGAAUAUGCCAUCCUGGAUUACUCUUGACCAUUCAACGCUGCUUCUAGAGGGAACCCCGGGCGGCGAUGACCAUUCUACGAAUUUCACAGUCGUCAUUCAUGACUCUUUUGCCGACACGCUCAACGUUUUAGUUCAGGUCGAUGUGGCCUCGGGAUUAUUUCAGUCAAGUCUUGAGGACGUCAAAGUACAGCCAGGAAGUGAAUUCAGCCUAGACCUGUCCUCACAUUUCCGCGAUCCAAGUGAUAUCGAGCUCAAAGUUGAUGUUGAACCACAAGAGAGCUGGCUACAAGUGAAAGGGCUCAAAGUAUCAGGCAAUGUCCCCAAGACGGUGACGGGCAAAUUCAACUUGUCCAUCACAGCCGUUUCGAAGAGUACUGGUCUUACAGAGACGCAAGUUGCUCAUGCCGAUUUUCUCUCACUCUCGGAGGCGACGAAUACAGCAUCGUCUUCCAAGCCUACGAAACCUGCCAAUGUGGCCUCCGAGGACUCACACCGCCAUCAUCUAAGCGCUACUGAUGUUCUCCUUGCAACUAUCCUACCAGUUCUUUUUGUUACUUUCGCCAUCAUGAUGCUCGUAUGUCUCAUGCGGAGGCGACGGCACCGUCGCACUUAUCUAUCAGCAAGAAAACAUCGGCCCAAGAUCUCGGAUCCAAUACCGUUUACUGUACGCAACAACGACUCAGAUGUUGAAACAAUCUACCAUGCAGAGGACGCUAUUCGUUCUAAUAAGAUUCGCCCCCUUCGCCCCCUACGGUCCGGUACAGGACUAUUUAAGAAAGGGGAUGGUAUCUUUGCAAGAGUUGCAUCACGAGUAUCACUGAGGUCAUUAGCAUCAGGCAAAUUGGGCGGUGGAUUGGCCAUGCGUGGUCCACCAUAUCCGAUGGCCUCGGGAGCUCGGUCUGCCACAGGGAGUGCUAGCCUUCUGGGAGAAGAUGAUCACGGCUCCUGGUUUACUGUGGAGAGAGCAACAGUUGGUGAAAGAAGCCACAAGUCGUCAGACAGCAGGCAGUCCGACACGACCCUACCUGAAGUCGCUCAGCCAUACUUACCCACAUCUGGAUUUCUUUCAGAGGCGGGGGAGAGUGCAUUCAGGAGCGGAUUGGAUCUGACUCUGCCUUCGUUCGAUGACUUGGCCAACAUCCAACCCAUGCCCCCUGUGGCACAACAAAAAUCGGGCCAGCGAGCUACCUCUCCAACCUAUUCAACCAUUACAUCGAGCUCUGCCGCACUGCCAACAGAUCUCGCUCUUAUUCAAGAGCCAUUCGACCCCAGUCUAGUCAGUCGAGCAAAAGAAACGGCCAGGAAGCCUCUGGCUAUUUCAAAAGAAGCAAGCGAAGCAGCAGAAAGCGCCUCAGAGAUAAAGCAGCCACGCCAAGCGCGACUUCCAAGCCAAACAUGGCUCAGCCGCUGCGGCUCCUCCUGGAAAGAAGGAGACUCUGUGAACGGGGCCAAGAGCUUCCGCACCGAGCCGUCAUUCGGAUCCCAAGAGAACUGGCGCGUCAUCGGACGAAGGGACCCAAGCGUGGCAUAUCUAGAGCUCGUAGACGAGACGCCCUUCCUCCCAUCUAGAACGAAUUCGAAGAACAACCUAGGCCAGCCGGAAGAGAGGCGCAGUCUCGAGCUCAUGUCCCCGAGCAAAUGGGGUGAAGACGAGCGGAAGAGCACAAUACGGCCGAUGCGGUCGACGAGUGUGCUGAGUAAUGGCAGCUCAUCUGUGUUUGGGGAGCGGGAAGCUUUGGCAAAGGCAAGGUCGACGACUUUGAAGACAGAGGAGUUGGCGGCUGAGAGAUCGGAGAGGAGCUUCCUGGCGUUUAUAUAA